GUGUAAAAUAAUUAAAAUGUUCAUAAAAUUUGAGAGACAUUCAGAUCGUGUUAAAAGUGUUUCCUUUCAUCCUCAUCGUCCCUGGGUCUUGAGUGCACUUCACUCUGGAAUCAUAGAAUUGAUCGAUUAUCGAAUUAAGAAAAGAAUAGCCAUAUACGAUGAACACAAGGGCGCUGUUCGAUCAGUCUAAUUUCAUCCCUAACUCAACCUAUUCUGUUCGGGAGGAGAUGAUUUUACAGUCCGAGUUUGGAAUUUUAAAUAAUGCCAAUUCAUAUUGAAAGGACACUUGGAUUAUGUGAGAUGUGUGACAUUCCAUCCAAUAAAUCCUUGGGUGUUAUCAGGUUCCGAUGAUCAAACAGCCAGAGUGUGGAAUUAUUAAAGCAGAUAAACUAUAGCAAUUUUAACAGGACACACGCAUUAUAUCAUGGCUUGUCAUUUCCAUCCGACUUAAGAUUUUAUUAUCACAUGUUCAUUAGAUUAAACUGCUCGACUAUGGAAUUACGGAGUCCUUAAAUAGCGAUAUGCCCAAAAAAAGAAUUAAGAAUACGUGCUAUCAGGGGCUGAAGUGUAAUUAGUUUCAAUUUUGGAUGCUCACAAAGAUCAACUUAAUUGGUGUGCCUUUCAUUAAGCAGAACCUUUUAUUAUCACUAGUGCCGACGACAAAAACAUCAAAUUAUGGAAGUACAACGACACUAAGGCUUGGGAAUAUGACACUUUAUCAGGUCAUACGAACAAUGUUUGUUGUUCAGAAUUUCACCCAAAAGGAGAAGUCAUCAUAUCAGAUUCUGAAGAUCACACUGUGAGAAUUUGGGACUUUGCUACUCGUAAACAAAUUGCAGUCUAUGAGAACAAACACUUCGAUCGCUAUUGGAUAGUAUCAUGUCAUCAAAACAAUUAUUACUUUGCAUGUGGCUCAGACACAAUGUUGUAAGUGUUUACUCUACAUAAAGAUCGAGUGCCUCUUACUCUCGUUAAUGAUAGAUAUCUCUGUAUAGCUGAAUAAAAAACUCUGAAGGUAGUCGAGUUGAUCAGUGGACAACAGUAAGUCAUAAGAGACAUUGCCACUGUCAUUACUCCUACUCCUACUCUCUUGGAGGACAAUAUUGAAUUUAUUGAAUACAACACAUACGACACUCAGAAAACAUAAUUAAUGAUAAGGUGCAUCAGAUCAUUCAAGGAACCUUCGAAACCUAAAAGACAUUUGCUUUUGGUAUUUUAACAAUAGAAGGGAGACUCAGGAGUCAAAUAAUUCUUUGCCAAUUGUGCAUGCUUUAUCGGAAAGAAUAAAAUUGCUAGAAUCAAUCAAGAUUAAUAAAUUGAAUCAUACAAUUAUGAAACAGAUGCUGUCCAAUUAAUUGAUGAUAAACCUUCAUCUAAAGUAUUCCACGCUCCCGGUGGCAAAAUAUUAAUUCAAAGAAAUGGAACUACGCCUCAACUAGACCUAUUUGAUCCCAUGACCAAAUAAGUAUUACAUUCGGUUGAUUACUCAAAUGCUAAGUAUGUGUAAUACGUCGAAUCCUACCUGAUUGUUUCAACCAAAUUGUCUCUUACUAUCUUUUCAAAACAGUUGCAAAAACUAAUUGAAAUUAAAGAAUAAAUUAACAUCAAAUCCUUCAUUUGGUUCAACAAUAUCAUAAUCUAUACGACCAAAAGCCAAAUUAAGUAUUUGUUAUUAAAUGGAGACACUGGAGUUCUAAAAUCAACUGAAAAUAUCCUAUACUUGGCCAAAGGUGAAGAAUAAUAGCAAAACAAACUCAAGUUGACUGCAUUUGAUAACACUGCCAAAUAUAUUUCAGAAAUUCUUGACAUUUCAGAACCUUUGUUUAAAAUAGCAAUUAUGAACAAGGAUUUGAAUUCCAUACACAAGUUCAUUCAGAAUAAUCAAAAUGAAGCCAUCCUGUCCUACUUAUAUUAAAAAAAACUAGCUUCUAUGGCCUUAAAAUUAGUUAAAGAUAAACAUGGUAAUUGAUUUAUAUUAAUUUCUAGCUAAAUUUUCACUCUCCCUUGAUUGUGGCAAUUUGGAAUAUGCAUACAAAGCUGCAGUAGAGAUUAAAGAUCCAUAAUCCUUUGAAUAACUAAGGACUGAAGCUUUAAGGCAAGGUAAUCAUUUGUUAGUGGAUGUGUGCGAUCAAUAACUAAGUUAAUUUGAUAGAUUGUCAUUUUUAUAUUUAUGCACUGGCAACAUAGAAAAGCAAGAGAAAUUACAAAACUUAAGUCCCAAUUUUGUCUAUCAAUCCUAAUUAUAGAGGAAAGUUGCAAUUAAGAAAACCCUGCCAAAAUUAUCACAAAUUAUGGAUCAUAUAAAUGGAACUCCCCAAAAUUUAGAUGAUAAUUAAAAAGAAACAAUAGAAUGGAUUGAAUCCUUAGGAGGUAGCUAAGCUUUGGUUCCUCCCCUUCCCAUCAUGAAAUACAAGAGUGAUCCAUGGCCACUUGUUCAAUUGAAUGAAUAAGACAUUAUCAAUCUUGAAGUGACAGAUGAAACUGUUGUACCACAAGACAUCUUCACAUUAUAAAAAUAAGCGAUAGAAGAACCUUAACUUGAUGAGUAAGUUAACGAUGGAUAAUGGGGUUUAGAUGAGGAGCCAGAAGAAAUUAUUAUGGAAUCUAAAGCUAAAGAUCCUAUUAAUAAGAACAUUGAUGAGGAAGCAUUAAGGGGAAGAUUUGUCAAUUAAAAAGGAGAUGUGGCCAUUAAAUACUUUGCUGCUGGAGAUUACGAAACUGGUAUCAAAUUACUUAACCAAUAAAUCAACCUUAAUAACCAUUAACAAUUUUUUAAAUUGCUUGUCGAUUUACCUAAUUUUUAGCUUAUAAGUUCAACACCCUAUCUCAGUUUAGCAACUUUGCCAGUGAAAAUCAAUAGAUUGAAUGAAAUCAAGAAUUUGAUUAAAUUGGGUAUCUUUUUUCAUCUACAAUUCUAGGUUACAAGUACACAACAGAUGCCAAAUUUAAUGAAGUAAGCAAUUGCUUCUAAUAAGUGUUAUAAAAAAUCUUAUUGACAGAUUUUGAAGAGAAUCAAAUCGAAGACAUAAAACGAUACAUUAGCAUCAGUAGAAACUAUCUCUUAGCUAUGAGAUGUGAUUCGCUUAAAAAGGAGAGUAAUGCCUUAGAAAUGGCUUGCAAAAUGGCAACAGUUGAUCUAUAGCCUGGUCACAGAAUAUUGACACUAAGACAAGCUUUAAGCAUCAGUUACAAAUAGAAGAAUUUUAUUACUUGUUAAUAAAUAGCGAAGAAAUUGAUUGAGUUACUGAGAAAUGACAACACUCAGAAGCCUGAGGUGUUACAAAAUGCAUAGAAGGUAUCACAAUUGAAUCUAUGGUAUUUAGUAUGAAAAAGCAUCUCAACAAUAAAAUUCAAAUGCGGUUUAGAUAGAGUUUUAAGAAUAAUGGUUGAAUCAAUAACCAAUGUACUCAGCAAACACACUUAAAAACAUUUCAGCAUUCAAAUCUUGUCCAUAUGAUGGAAGUGUUUAUGAAACUGAUUACGAACAGACUUGUUUGAUUUGUGGGUUAUGUCAAGUUGGUAAAGCACCUGGACUUAAGUAUUAAUGAAAAAAAUAUAUUUUAUUUGAGG
Messenger RNA from Paramecium octaurelia, 3570 nucleotides. NCBI's taxonomy places the organism in Eukaryota, Ciliophora, Oligohymenophorea, Peniculida, Parameciidae. The record is from the annotation of a GenBank genome assembly.